CACUUCUACACCCAAGAAGUUCUCGGCUCGCGUGGUGGUGGGAAGCUUCUGGCUCCUGGUCAUCGUGGUGACCACAGUGGUGGCCGGCCAGAUGAAAGCCAUGAUGAUGGUUCGGGAGGAGUCCGACCGCAUCGACAGCAUGCGUCACCUGGCGGCUAGGCCAGCCAUGAAGCCGUACACCGUGGCAGGAAGCGCUGGGGUGUCCUCCGUCCGUGAUUCGAGGGACCCGGACUACCAGAAGGUGUGGCGCAUGAUGCAGACGCACAAGACUGACCUGCCCACAUCGGUGGUGCUGUCGGACCAGACUCUGCUCGAGGUUGUGGUGGGCAAGGCGGUGCUCAUCCUGAGCCGUGCCAGCGUCGCCGCCAGGGCCACGGCUGCAUGCGCCAGCUUCGAGCGCGGAGAGUUCUACCUGGCCAGGGAGCCCAUGUUCAAGUUCAACUCGGUCUUCUACCUCAACAAGCGGCUGGCUCCAGCGCGUAGACAGGCUAUCAAUAAUAGAAUCUUGUGGCUUCGCGAGUCCGGCCUGGUGGAAAAGUGGUGGCAGGAGUCCUCGGGCAACUGGGAGGGCUGUGGUCAAGUCAUCAGCGACGGCCGCCUGAAAUUCUCGGAUUUCCAGGACCUGCUGCUCUUCUGGCUGGCCAUGCUGGGCAUUGCCACGGCCGUGUUCCUCUGCGAGUCUGCCUGCGCCGUUCCUUGCUCCCGCACUGCUGACAUCGAUCACACUUCACGGAAACCUGGUGGACCACUCACAAGCCUGGAGACAGAGGGCGCUGACCGCAGACGUCGCGCGACGUACACUAUUGGUGCACUCAGGGCUAUGCGCUUUGGAGGAACGCACAGCACAAAGCCUUAG
Molecule: messenger RNA, 856 nt
Organism: Rhipicephalus sanguineus (brown dog tick)
Lineage: Eukaryota; Metazoa; Arthropoda; Arachnida; Ixodida; Ixodidae
Exons: 3
Coding region: 92-856 (254 amino acids)
Source: RefSeq, a predicted model, not a curated record